AUGUCCGUGACCACAGCAUCGAAAGCUUCUACUUCCGCUAAACUCAUCGGCGAUGAAGAACCUGUCUUGAGAGUGUUCAACUCGCUAACCAGAUCAAAGGAUGUGUUCAAAACUCGUAAACCGAAACAUAUAGAUUGGUAUAAUUGUGGACCGACAGUAUAUGAUUCGAGUCAUAUGGGACAUGCCAGAAAUUACUUGACUCAGGAUAUCAUAAGAAGGAUAUUAAGAGAUUAUUUCGGGUACAAUGUUAACUUCGUUAUGAACAUAACUGAUAUAGAUGAUAAGAUCAUUCUUCGUGCCCGUGAGAAAUACCUAUUGGAUCAAACCAAAUCGACCCAUUCCAACAUCACCUCCCAACUUAUAAACGAUACGAAAUUAGCAUUCUCCAAAUUCUUACAUUCUAAACUAAUCAAAUCCCUUCCUUCCCCUCUUACAUUCGACACUCAAGAUGAUUUAGAGAUAUUCAAGAUUAUAUUGGAGACGGAUAAGAAUGAUACGAAAUUCGCGGAGGAAGCUAGAUUGAAAGAAGAGAAAUUCACUUUGUACCUUGCUAGUCUUCUUAAAGCUCAUGGUGCAAUUACCAAAGCUGAAGGGCUUUUGAAUGGAUCGACAGAAGGGGAUGUGGUGGAUUUGGUAGAUGGGACUAGUGAUGUUUUGGGACCAUACUAUGGAGAGACACUCGGUCACACCAUCAAAGAUCCUAUCGCUGUAUCCCGCACAUUAGCUUUAUAUUGGGAAGAACAGUUCUUCGCCGAUAUGGCCAAAUUGAAAAUCCUACCACCCAGCUUCAAACCUCGUGUAUCCGAAUACGUCUCAGAGAUCGUCACUUUCGUAGAGAAGAUAAUAUCCAAUGGAUUUGCCUACGAGGCGGAAGGGAGUGUAUGGUUCGAUGUGAAUAAGUUUGAUGGGGCUGAAGGGGACGGGUUCAGACAUGAUUAUGCAAAGUUGCAGCCGGGUAGUAAAGGGAAUAAGAAGUUAUUGGAUGAAGGUGAAGGCGCACUCACCGGAUCAAAAGGAAAACGUCAAGCGGCGGAUUUCGCCUUAUGGAAAGCCAAAUCCAAACCUGGUGAACCUGCUUGGCCAUCCCCCUGGGGAGAAGGUAGACCGGGUUGGCAUAUCGAAUGUUCAGUCAUGGCAUCUGCGAUAUUAGGUAGAGGCAUGGAUAUACAUUCCGGUGGUGUCGAUUUGAUGUUCCCUCAUCAUGAUAAUGAAUUGGCCCAGAGCGAGGCGUAUCAUGGCUGCGAGCAAUGGGUGAACUAUUUCUUACAUACUGGACAUUUACAUAUUGAAGGCUUGAAGAUGAGUAAAUCGUUGAAAAACUUCAUUACUAUCGAGGAAGAGUUAUCUAGAAAUACUGCUAGAAGAUUACGUCUUGCGUUCAUGCUACAGACGUGGAAUCAGAAAUUGGAUUAUAGUCGAGGAUUGAUAGCUGAUACGAAAGCUAAAGAGGAGACUUUCGAUAACUUCUUUGCCAAUGUCAAUGCUCGAUUAGCACAAGCUGGGCCUUCCUCGGAGGGUAGACAUGGUCUGGGAGAGGCCGAGGAAGCUAUUACCAAUGACCUGUUCAACGCCCAAAAAGAAUUCCACGCCGCUCUCUGCGAUUCAUUCAAUACACCCACAGCCAUCCAGAUCCUCCUUGACCUCAUCGCCAAGACCAAUAUAUAUUUCUCGACGAAAGGAAGAGAUUCGAACCUUGGUGUGGUGGUUAAUAUAGCGGAAUGGAUAACCAGGAUGUUAUGGAUGUUCGGGUUAGGUGAAGGUGCUCCGCCUAAGAAUGGUAUUGGAUGGGGUAUAGCUACGGUUGGUGGUCAGGAGGGUCUGAAUGGUCAAGAUGUAUCAUCCCAGGUAGAACCGUGGGCACGAUCCAUCUCUUCCUUCCGAGAUUCCGUCCGAAAAUUAGCUAUGGACAAAUCACUAUCCCCCGAACAACUUUCCAAACAGAUAUUAUCCCUCUCCGAUAAAUUCAGAGACGAAGAUGCUGUUAAUCUCGGUUUACAAUUAGAUGAUGGACAAGGACAGGAUGGAGGAGCCUUAUGGAAGAUUGUCGAUCCUGCGUCAUUGGUUGCUGCAAGGGAAGACAAAAAGAGGAUAGCAGCCGAGAAAUUAGCUAAGAAAGAAGCUUCUGCUAAAGCUGCUGAAGAAAAGAAGAGAAUCCAACUUGAAAAAGGAAAGAUUAGUCCUAGGGAUAUGUUCAAACCUCCUCAUGUGCAAGGUUUGUACACCGAAUGGGAUGAGCAAGGAUUACCGACCAAGGAUGCCGAAGGGAAGGAAGUUAGUAAGAAUGCGGUUAAGAAAUGGCAGAAGGAGCAGAAAGUGCAGGAGAAAUUGCAUGAAGCCUAUUUGGCUUGGGUGAAAGAGCAGGAGGGGAAGUAA
Kwoniella botswanensis is the source of this 2373-nucleotide messenger RNA. RefSeq names its product cysteine-tRNA ligase. NCBI's taxonomy places the organism in Eukaryota, Fungi, Basidiomycota, Tremellomycetes, Tremellales, Cryptococcaceae. Bases 1 to 2373 code for a protein of 790 amino acids. Gene Ontology annotation, biological process: cysteinyl-tRNA aminoacylation. Gene Ontology annotation, molecular function: cysteine-tRNA ligase activity; ATP binding. The transcript has 11 exons. Gene Ontology annotation, cellular component: cytoplasm. The record is from RefSeq and is a predicted model, not a curated record.